AUGGCUUCUGCAACUAGCUUCUUCGACUUCAAGCCCAAAGACAAGCGCGGCACCGACUACCCGCUCUCCAAGCUCUCCGGAAAGGUCGUCCUGGUCGUCAACACCGCCUCCAAAUGCGGCUUCACACCGCAAUUCGCGGGGCUGGAGAAGCUGUACAAGGACCUGAAGGGCCAGUACGGCGACCAGUUCGAGAUCCUGGGGUUCCCGUGCAACCAGUUCGGCGGUCAGGAUCCCGGGAGCAAUGACCAGAUCCAGGAAUUUUGCCAGUUGAAUUACGGUGUUAGCUUUCCGGUGCUGGGGAAGAUUGAUGUCAACGGCGACAACGCAGACCCCGCUUUCGAAUGGCUCAAGAACGAGAAGCCCGGGCUCAUGGGACUGAAGCGUGUGAAGUGGAACUUUGAGAAGUUCCUUGUUGGCAAGGAUGGCAAGGUCAAGGGGCGAUGGGCGAGCACGAAGAAGCCGGAGGAUCUGAAGGCGGAUAUUGUUAACGAGCUUGAGGGAAAAUAG
This is a messenger RNA of Macroventuria anomochaeta, 507 nucleotides long. Its product is annotated as glutathion peroxidase protein. Gene Ontology annotation, molecular function: glutathione peroxidase activity. Gene Ontology annotation, biological process: response to oxidative stress. Bases 1 to 507 code for a protein of 168 amino acids. The transcript is spliced from 3 exons. Lineage: Eukaryota; Fungi; Ascomycota; Dothideomycetes; Pleosporales; Didymellaceae. The record is from RefSeq and is a predicted model, not a curated record.